Messenger RNA from Anthostomella pinea, 1065 nucleotides. Lineage: Eukaryota; Fungi; Ascomycota; Sordariomycetes; Xylariales; Xylariaceae. The record is from the annotation of a GenBank genome assembly.
AUGCCUGUAGUCAAAGAGGACCACGAUAUUCCGGUUGAAAGUGAUGCUGGGCAUGUCGUCGAUGGCACUUCUCGAUCACUCGCCUCUGAAUCCUUUCUGGCACACCUUCUCCAGAUUCCAUGUCUUAUAUGGGCCUUCACGGAAAGCAACUUCAUCACCUUCGUACUUCCAAACACCGCGUUUGGCGUGCUGGGCGCUCUUGCCGGGCCGGAGCUUCUGCAAAAUGCCGCGGGCGCUGGUCGGUUGACUUCUGCUACGAUGCUGUGGCCCACCCUCCUCGCAAUGGCCUUCAACUGGACAAAUGUCCUCAUUUUUGACCUCCAGAACCAGACGGCACCGCAAUCCCUGGCGGAGGACCAGGCGAACAAGCCGUGGCGGCCAAUACCAUCCGGCCGCAUCACCACCCAGCAAGCCCGACGAUCUAUACUCGUCGCGAUCCCGCUGUGCCUGGCUCUCAACCGACUACUGGGCGUCGAGUGGGAGGGACUCUAUAUUCAGAUCGGCUCAUACGUGUACAACGAUCUGCGCGGUGGUGACAGCCGGGCACGCGACCUGCUGAUCGCGAUCGCCUUCGCUCUGUUCAAUACGGCCAGUCUGCGCAUCGCCGCGGGCGCUGGCCGCGCAGAUAUACUACUAGCGCCCAGACCGCACGACCUGGCUGAGGGGCUUCCAGGGCGUCCUGCGCCGCCUCUACAGCUGAGUCCGGCUGGAUGCGCCUGGAUUGGUCUCAUCAGCAUAGUGAUUCUGACCACGAUGCAGGUGCAAGACCUGAAAGACCAGGCGGGCGACAGACUCAAGGAUCGGUGGACUGUGCCGCUGGCCUUUGGGGACUGGACCAGCCGUGUUUCACUUGCGCUGCUGGUUCCUUUUUGGACGGGCGUUUGCGCCUACGUCUGGUGGCCGCAUGGCCACUGGAUCUUGGUCCUUCCGCCGGUCCUCAUUGGUGCUCUUGUUACCUUUCGGGUUCUGGUGAAAAGAACACCCAAGGCGGACUCCAAUACGUGGAAGCUGUGGUGCUUGUGGGGAGUUGGACUGUACUACCUCGCUCCCGCGAGCCUCAUAUGA